GAUAUAGAAGGCUGUUACCGGAAAUAUAACAGUCAGCGCAGACCGUGUAACCAGACUCGCAAAAUAGAAUAUUUGCUUUGAAACCGUUUUCCCUUCAAUUUGGUGUAUUCACUCUGCGAUAGAGGAGUUUGAAUGUCCUUUUGAACAUGUACCGCCCAGGUAAACCUACACACCGGCCGCCGCCGUUCGGACCUCCAACACCCCAUGGACCACCUUUCAGACACGGAGGGUCCUGUAGUGGUCAUCCUCCUGGACACAUGCCGUCUGCACGUUGCGGACCAUUUUCGCAUUCAGCACUGGAUGACCAUUUUCUCCACAACAGGCCACCAAGAGGUCAUUUCAUAAAUCCCCACUGUAGCAGCUUCUCCAUAGACCGUAGUACAGUGAUUGCUCCGGGAGGCAGCCAGCAGUUCGUCCCUCCUGCACAUCCACCGCACAUUCAGGUCCCAAAGUGGAAUCCCACUCCUGUGGAACAUCAUCAUCUUCCAGACAGCAGUGACCAAGCCGGUGAGGAAUUCCUGAGAUGCAUUGCAACCAACAAGCCUUUCCCAGACUAUCUCAAAGGGAACAUGGCAUACAACCUGGCUGAUGCAUUUCAGUCAGCAAUUGUCCUUAAAGAAGCAGUAAAAUUAAACCCUGAGUUCCAGAAGCAUGCAACCGGGAGCAAAAGCCGUAGUCGAAGCCGCUGCAAAUCUCGAGCCAAGAGCCGUGCAAGAAGCAAAAGCAGAGAACCCAGCCGAAGCAGAGGAAGGAGCAAAAGCUGUGCUCGUGGAAAGAGCAGGGCGAGAAGCACGAGCAGGGCAAGAAGUAAGAGCAGGGCAAGAAGCACGAGCAGGGCAAGAAGUAAGAGUAGGGCAAGAAGUAAGAGCAGGGCGAGAAGCAAGAGCAGGCCUCGCAGUAGAAGUCUGAGCCAGAACCGAAGCAAGUCGAAGAGUCAUAUACGGAGCAAGAGCCGGGUCAGGAGGUCCAAGUCACGAAGUAGCAGUGUUGAAAAGAGCCAUGGCAAAAAGAGAAAGAGGAGCCCCAGCCACAGCUUCAGCAGCAGUCUUAAUCAGACAGGGAAUAGUCUGUUAGAAGGACUGAAGCUGGUCAUGAACAGCAAAGAAGUGGGAGAGCGGUUGCCCACCCUCAAAGAUGCCAUCUUCACUAUUCAGGCCUUGGAUGAAAGCAAAGAAGUGGAGUGUGUGACUAAUGCGCACAGACAUCAGCAACAUGACAGUAAUGACAAUUCAACAUCAUUGGAAAAUGACAGUAUGCUCCUUCCCCAUGACAGAGUAGGCAGUGACUUCUCUUGGCUCCAGGCACAAAGUCAGGAGGAUGAAGAGUCGUUCUUGUAUGGGAGUGAAGACAAUGGCAGAAAACUAACCAAUACAUCCUCUACCAUAGCACCACAGGAAGUAGAUAGUUCAGGGAGACAACAUUAUCAUCAGAACAAGUCCAUUUUCAGUAACUUUGAGGAUCUGCUUAAUCUGAAACAACCCAUUCAAAUGACUUCCUCAACUGCCGCUGCAAAUCUGGACAGCAGUGAGUGUGAGAAGAUCAAAAACAUAUUAAGAAAUCUGGACACAGCAGACGUCAGCGACAUCAUGCGUAAGAUUCAGGGGCAAAAGGAGGCGAAGCAGCGGUCGCCUGCACUUCCCUGUUCAGAGCGAACAGCAGCAGGCUUAACGUUGCCAGCACUGAGUAACCCCGAUGUACGGCAAGCUCUGGAGUCUUUACAGUCACUGAUUAAAGCAACAAAAGAGAAACGUGAAAAAAGUGAUGGCAGCGGCGCAUCUCAGUCAUCCUGUGAUAAUCACAAGGCAGGUGAUGAUGAGAAACAAGCCCGAAUUAAAAGAAUGGAAUCCUUGAUGAAAGAACUGGAAGGAUUGUUGAAACAGGAUGGUUUGAGUUUUCUGACACCAGUAAUUGGGUUUUACUGCCAGGAAUGUGAGGAGUUCAUUGCAGAUUUGAAAAGUGCUGAAAACCAUGCAGCUAUCCACCGCCAGAGUAACUCUAGCAGUCAGAAAGUGCAGAUAGACAAGCAUGCUGAAGACAGCAAGGGACACGAGGGCCAUUUGAGCAACAGCACUCUGUCUCCACAGCCUUCAGGCAGCAGAGAUCACAGGACCUACGAUUUCAUUAGAGAGUCAGGAGAUCACAGGAAUCCCCGACACUACCAACAACACUGGAGGGAAGAAAGAGAUCUUGAAAGCAAAAAUCACAACGAGUGCAGAAGCCAGGGGGACAGGAAGGAAGACCUCUCCUUGAAAGAGGAGAAAAUGAGGGAGAGGAUGCUCAUAACUGUCUCCCAUGGACAGACCCCUCCUUCAAACGUCAGGGUCAAGGAGAAGGUAGACAAGGAGCAGAUCAUUGGAAGCCAUAGCAAAAUCAAAGUGGAGGACACAGACGGCAAGGAAAAAUCAUCCAAGGGAGAGAAAAAAAGCAAAGUAAAAGAUGAAAGCAGUGAUAGUAGUGAUGAUGACAAAGUAAAAACACCGAAAGAAAAAUCACCCAAAAAGAAAAAGAAGAAGAAGGAGAAGAAGAAGAAGAAAAAGAAGGAGAAGGAGAAGAAGGAGAAGUCCUAAUUGUUGUAUUAUGCUUGACUGAGAUGAAGUGAUGUUGAUGCUUGUUGCUCCCCAAGUGUUCUCAUUACACUGUUGUGGUUAUAUUUAAUUGGUAUGAUCAGAAGAGGGAGGGAGGCCUCAGUGAGUGAUUCAUCAUUAUGUUUAAAGGGGCAGGCUGACAUGUGAGUAAGUGCACUUCUUUGCCAUCAACAAUGGUCAAAAGUGAAGAUUAAUAUGAAUUGUAUCCUUGUGUCUAGUUCAGAGAUGGUUCUUGCCUGGAGUUAGCAUGUUUGGUUAGAAGCAGGGGGAGGUUUGAGUUCUUGUAGGAGUCGGUUCCCACUGCUGCGCUCUACUGGACGCACAGAAUGAUAGAUUUCUGGCUGUGCAUUUUCCAAAAUGUCAACAUGCUUUUGCUAAGUGGCUUCCAACAGAUGUAUACAUGACGAUGGAUACGUUGGUGUAAUCCCUCACAUCCUGGUUACAUCUUUUAAGUCUAUGUUUGAAUCUUCUUUUGUACAUUCAUCUUUCUCAAUACCAUUGCUACUGUGUGCAUAUUUUCCUACAGCAUUGUAGUGUUAGAAAUGUGAUGUGUAUUUUGCAGUUGUGCGUCAUUUGUUUUUCUUCUUUUUUUACUUUUCUUCAUUUUUAUCUGAAAUAUAAGAUGACACACGUCUGUGUCCUGUGGUGACCUUUUAUAAUAAAGAGUUAGGUUUACAAUUUCAGUUUUAAAAGUGAAAUGUUGUAAUUGAGUGAUCUGGUGGAUGCUUUAUCUCUUGGCAGUGCAUUGGUCAUAAUCAAUUACCAAAAAGGGGAAAUUGUAUAGGUUGGCAGAGUCCUUGACGGGUAGUGUUAUAGAAAGUAAUGCAGAAUUUCUUACAUCAUACGUUUAUUAUUAAAACUACGUUGUGGUGGCAAAUGUAAUUGCUGCCUGUAUUCUAAAUUCCUACAUUUCCCUCGGGAUUAAUAAAGUAUCUAUCUGUUCAGAGGAAUCGUUUUUCCAGUUAAAGAAGUGUUACAGUUAUGUACCUCACAGGCGUUGCCGUGUAAGUUCAGGACUCUGACACCACAGAGGAAGUGCUUCCAGAGGCCCGUCUGACAGCAAAAGCACUGGUUAAGGUUAAUAAGUGGUAGUUUCAGUUCAAAUGUUAACAAGCACAUCAUUUCUCAUGCUUGUGCAACU
Messenger RNA from Cottoperca gobio, 3726 nucleotides. Its product is annotated as cactin. NCBI's taxonomy places the organism in Eukaryota, Metazoa, Chordata, Actinopteri, Perciformes, Bovichtidae. The record is from RefSeq and is a predicted model, not a curated record. Gene Ontology annotation, biological process: negative regulation of DNA-templated transcription; positive regulation of DNA-templated transcription. The coding region runs from base 147 to 2567 and encodes 806 amino acids. The transcript is spliced from 8 exons. Gene Ontology annotation, cellular component: nucleoplasm.